Molecule: messenger RNA, 4623 nt
Organism: Vigna unguiculata (cowpea)
Lineage: Eukaryota; Viridiplantae; Streptophyta; Magnoliopsida; Fabales; Fabaceae
Product: phospholipase A I-like protein
Biological process (GO): fatty acid metabolic process
Cellular component (GO): membrane
Molecular function (GO): glycerophospholipase activity; protein binding
Source: RefSeq, a predicted model, not a curated record
UUUUUCCUUUUCUUUUAAGAAAAGAAAUAAGGAAAGAAAGAAAGAACACUGAAUUUGAUGGGAUAGGUGCGUAUUUGGGUUGACGGGUAACACAGCUUGGGUUCGUCUUCUGAGUUAGUGUGCGCUAAAGCUGAUUACAUUAUUCUGUUUUCCGGUAUUUGUUGAAACAUCAAUCAGCAUUCAUCAUUCAUCAUUCAGCAUUCAACAUUCAACCGCACGAUCCGAUUCGGAUCCGAAUGCGGCACCGUAACGUAGAGGUCAUUCUCAACAAUUCAAUGUGACUACGUAACUGAAUCGUGAAUUCUCGAUCCAAAAUCGACAAUGUCUUGGGGUUUGGGUUGGAAGAGACCUUCGGAGAUCUUCCACCUCACUCUCAGCUAUGGCACCGACGAUCCGCCGGAGAAUAUCGCUCGCACCUCAUCCUCUUCCCGGUCCUCCUCCUCCUCCACUUCUUCGUUGUCUUCAUCCGCUUCCACUUCCUCAAUCAUCUCGCAGGAUCAGGACCUCGGGUUUCGCAUUGAAUUGGAUUGGUCGGCUUCGGAAGACGAGGAUCAGGUGGCGUUGAAGCUUCAAUCGCAGCUGAUGGUGGCGCUGCCGAUGCCGCAGGACACGGUGGUGGUUGAGCUCUCGCCUCGGGACGAAGAUGAGAACGUGGUGGAUUUGGAAAUGAAGGUUGUCAAGCGACGAGAGCCUCUCAGAGCGGUCACAAUGAGCAAAGUUGUUGCCUCCGGUCAGCAGAGCGACGGCACUGGCGUUUUGAUACGCUUGUUGCGCUCUGAUUUGCCGUCCCCGACGCCGCCGUCGUCUCCGCCAGUCGCUGCAGAUGCCGCCGUUGCCGGCUCCGGCAACCACUGGACCAGUCUCUCUGUGCUAAGCCUCUGUGGCUGUGGCUUGUCGGUAUUUCCAGUGGAGCUUACACUAUUGCCCCACCUUGAGAAACUCUAUCUUGAUAACAACAGGCUAAGUGUUUUGCCGCCUGAGCUUGGUGUGCUAAGAAGCUUAAAAGUGCUCAGGGUUGACAGCAACAUGGUUGUCUCGGUGCCUGCGGAACUGAGACAGUGUAUGCAGUUGGUGGAGUUGUCACUGGAACAUAACAAGCUUGUUAGGCCACUUCUUGACUUCAGGGCUAUGGCUGAACUACGGGUUCUUAGGCUAUUUGGAAAUCCUCUUGAGUUUCUUCCUGAAAUUUUGCCCCUCCAUAAACUUCGCCACCUUUCUCUUGCAAAUAUUAGGAUUGUCGCAGAUGAAAAUUUGAGAUCGGUGAACGUGCAAAUAGAGAUGGAAAACAGUUCUUAUUUUGGUGCUUCUAGGCAUAGACUCAGUGCCUUCUUCUCUCUUAUAUUCCGCUUUUCUUCUUGUCAUCAUCCUUUACUAGCAUCUGCACUGGGAAAGAUAAUGCAAGACGAAGGAAAUAGAGCCUUUAUAGGUAAAGAUGAGAAUGCAGUGCGACAACUUAUAAGCAUGAUAAGUAGUGACAACAGUCAUGUGGUUGAACAAGCCUGCUCUGCUCUUUCAUCCCUUGCAUCUGGUGAUUCCGUAGCAUUGCAUCUGAUGAAAGCAGACAUCAUGCAACCAAUUAGAACAGUUCUGAAAUCUAGUGGUCUGGAAGAGGUAAUAUCUGUAUUGCAAGUUGUGGUCAAGUUGGCUUUCACUUCUGAUAGUGUGGCUGAGAAGAUGUUGACCAAGGAUAUUUUAAAAUCAUUGAAAAACUUAUGUGCUCAUAAAGAUCCAGAGGUACAAAGACUAGCUUUGUUAGCUGUUGGGAAUUUAGCCUUCUGUCUGGAAAAUCGUCGCAUACUUGUUACUUCUGAAAGCUUACGGGAACUUCUCUUGCGCCUGACUGUUGCAACUGAGCCACGUGUUUAUAAAGCUGCUGCUCGUGCUUUGGCAAUUCUUGGAGAAAAUGAAAACCUGAGGCGCGCAAUUAAAGGGAGACAAGUGGCAAAGCAGGGACUACGCAUACUUGCAAUGGAUGGAGGUGGAAUGAAAGGUCUAGCAACUGUACAAAUGCUAAAGGAAAUUGAAAAGGGAUCUGGAAAACGAAUACACGAGUUGUUUGAUUUAAUUUGCGGCACUUCAACAGGAGGAAUGCUAGCUGUUGCACUUGGGAUCAAGUUAAUGACUUUGGAAGAAUGUGAAGAUAUAUACAAAAAUCUCGGGAAGCUUGUUUUCGCUGACUCUGUUCCCAAGGACAAUGAAGCUGCUACUUGGCGAGAAAAAUUGGAUCAACUUUAUAAAAGUUCAUCACAGAGCUUUAGGGUUGUUGUUCAUGGAUCAAAACACAGUGCAGAACAGUUUGAGAGGCUAUUGAAGGAAAUGUGUGCUGAUGAGGAUGGAGAUCUAAUGAUAGAUUCUGCUGUGAAAAAUGUACCCAAAGUCUUUGUUGUAUCAACCUUGGUGAGCAUGAUGCCUGCACAGCCUUUCAUAUUCCGCAAUUAUCAGUACCCUGCUGGAACACCUGAGGUUGCUCUUACAACAUCAGAUGGUUCAGGGAUCAAUGUAUUAUCAUCGACUGUAGGUGAACAGGUUGGCUAUAGGCGCAGUGCUUUCAUUGGAAGCUGUAAGCAUCAAGUAUGGAAGGCCAUCAGAGCAUCGUCUGCUGCUCCAUAUUAUCUAGACGAUUUCUCAGAUGAUCUUAAUCGCUGGCAAGAUGGUGCAAUAGUGGCAAACAAUCCUACAAUUUUUGCCAUAAGAGAAGCACAACUUCUGUGGCCUGACACAAAAAUUGACUGUCUGGUUUCAGUAGGAUGCGGUUCUGUUCGAACUAGGCCACGAAAAGGAGGUUGGCGGUAUCUGGAUACGGGGCAGGUAUUGAUUGAAAGUUCAUGUUCUGUUGAUCGGGUGGAGGAAGCUUUAAGUACAUUGUUACCUAUGCUUCCUGAGAUACAAUAUUUUCGUUUCAAUCCAGUUGAUGAACGUUGUGAUAUGGAACUUGAUGAGACAGAUCCAACUAACUGGCUAAAGUUGGAAUCUGCAGUUGAAGAGUAUAUACAAAAGAAUCAUCAAGCAUUUGAAAAUGCGUGUGAGAGGUUACUCCUUCCAUUCCAUCAUGAGGAGAAGUGGUCAGAAAAUAUGAGACAAAAAUUACCCAAGACAAAGGAAUCACUUGAAGGAGCCAAUGGCCCAACCUUAGGGUGGAGGCGUAAUGUACUACUUGUUGAAGCUGCACAUAAUCCAGAUUCUGGAAAAGCGAUCCACCAUGCCAGGGAACUUGAGUCAUUUUGUGCUCGUAAUGGCAUACGUUUGUCCCUCGUAGAGGGUUUGUCUGGGAUUGUAAAGACAUUGCCAUCAACAACAUUCCCAACUCCAUUUGCAUCGCCUUUGUUUACAGGAAGCUUCCCUUCAAGUCCCCUCAUGUAUAGUCCUGAUCUUGGUCAGAGGAUUGGACGAAUUGAUCUGGUCCCACCACUGAGUUUGGAUGGUCAAUUGGGAAAAACAGUUGCAUCGCCUCCGGUGUCACCUCGAGGACUUAGACAGCUCUCUUUUCCCAUUAAAUCAUUGCACGAGAAAUUGCAGAAUUCGCCACAAGUGGGUGUUAUACAUUUGUCUCUUCAAAACGACUCUGAUGGGUCAAUAGUUAGUUGGCACAAUGAUGUGUUUGUGGUGGCUGAACCUGGAGAGCUUGCCGAGAAAUUUCUACAAAAUGUUAAAUUCAGUUUGUUGUCAACAAUGAGGAGCCAUCGCAGAAAGGGUGCAAAUCUCCUGGCAAAUAUUUCUACUAUUUCUGAUUUAGUUGCCUUUAAACCUUAUUUUCAAAUUGGAGGCAUUGUCCACCGAUAUCUAGGCCGUCAAACCCUAGUUAUGGAAGAUGAUCAAGAAAUUGCUUCAUAUAUGUUUCGUAGAACUGUCCCUUCUAUGCACCUAUCUCCUGAGGAUGUACGAUGGAUGGUUGGAGCUUGGAGAGACAGGAUCAUAAUAUGCACAGGGACACAUGGACCUACUGCUGCUCUUAUAAAGGCCUUUCUAGACUCCGGUGCCAAAGCUAUUGUUUGUCCUUCAAAUGAACCUCCAGAGUCUCAGACGAGCAAUGUUGAUGGUUACAAAGAGUUGAAUGCGGUGGAAAAUGGAAAAUUUGAAAUUGGAGAGGAUGAAGCAGAUGAUGAGGCCGUACCCAACAGUCCAGUAAGUGACUGGGAAGAUAGUGACCCCGAGAGAUAUGGGGACCGCACUUUGUCUUUUUGGGACGAUGAUGAAGAGGAGCUGUCAAAUUUUGUUUGCCACUUGUAUGAUUCAUUGUUCAGGGAAGGUGCUAGCAUCAAUGUUGCUUUGCAACAUGCUCUUGCCUCGUACAGAAGAAUGAGGUAUGUGUGUCAUCUCCCCGGCGUACAAUAAUUUUGAUCACUUAAUCUUACAUAAUAAAAGACGAAAAUAAAGGAUGAGCGAGGGGGGAAAGAUAAGUAGCGGAGUCUGUAUUAGAUCAUGUUCUAUUAAAUUAUAGUCGAUAACCAGUUUUGUGGCUCAUAAAAGGUUUACGUAUGUAUCCCUUGCUAUUUUAUUCAGUUUCCUAUGUAACUAUGUAACUGUAAUGACAUUGCAGGAGGAUUAGGGCUUCGUAUUAUAUGUAUUAUAGUCACACAUUGUCAUACUUUUUUUUUAGCCAUUCAAAUAUUCGCAGACCCAAAA